AUGUCAGGUCGAAGAACUGAUCCUGUAGAUAAAACAGCACCAGUAUAUGAAAAUAGUGUUUAUAUUUUAAAUACGGAAACUUAUUCAUGGAUCACAUCAUUUGAUUCAUCCAAUAAAACAAGCAAUAAAACAGGCCAAGGUACUACAACAAAUGGUGAUGGAGUGUCAAAAAAUGGGGAUGGAGUGUCGAAAAAUAAUGAUUCAGCAGACA
Messenger RNA from Cetraspora pellucida, 211 nucleotides. The record is from the annotation of a GenBank genome assembly. NCBI's taxonomy places the organism in Eukaryota, Fungi, Glomeromycota, Glomeromycetes, Diversisporales, Gigasporaceae.